Batrachochytrium dendrobatidis JAM81 is the source of this 258-nucleotide messenger RNA. RefSeq lists its product as uncharacterized. The coding region runs from base 1 to 258 and encodes 85 amino acids. The transcript has 2 exons. NCBI's taxonomy places the organism in Eukaryota, Fungi, Chytridiomycota, Chytridiomycetes, Rhizophydiales. The record is from RefSeq and is a predicted model, not a curated record.
AUGGCCGAAGAAGACUAUGAGUUUGAUACCGAUGCUAUGGACUAUGAUGUGGAGCAAUAUCAGGCUAGUUCUGGAAUAAAACCCAUUGGGUUUGAUGUUUCUGGUUCUAUGCUAUUUAAUACAAAACUAAGGCCAGGCGCAGGGUUUACUGAUGGUAUACUGACUGGAAACCGUAUGCGUGCCAAUACAGAAGAUAUCAUUAUGGAUCAAAACUUUUUUAAUGGUAAUGCCUGUACACUUUCAAUGUAUAUUGUCUAG